AUGGCAACAAUGUCGUUCAUCGCGAGCUGUUUUGCGGUGUGUUUGCCAUGCUUAUCGUCGACGCCGCUUCUGCGGAUAAACAAGUCAAAUUUUAAGAUAUUGCGGCUUCUUGGAGAAGGUGCCUAUUCAUACGUCUACCUAGUGCAAGCGGGAGACGGGGGAUUGUAUGCCCUGAAGAAAAUACGGUGCCCUUUCGGAAACGAAAAUGUCAAAACAGCGAUGAAGGAGGUGGAUAGUUAUCGGGAAUUUCGCUCACCUUAUAUAAUACAGGCGAUUGACUCAAGUGUGGUUCAAGAGCCGGAUGGGUCCAAGACGGUUUACAUCCUUCUUCCGUACUUCCAGGAUGGAUCACUACAGGAUGUGAUUACAAAGAACGUCGUAAAUGGACAGGUUAUCUCUGAGGAGGAGGCGCUUUCUCUUUUUGUGGGAAUUUGUCGCGGUGUUCAGUCAAUGCAUCGUCAUCAUCCUAAGACGGGGUACACGAUGGAAAGGUCAGGCUCGACUGGCGAUCAGGAUGAUUUGGCUUCUGCUACAGAAAGCCAGAUUCUGUUACGCUCAGAGCCUUUGGAGGAUGAUGAAGACGAGGUAGAUCCGUUUGCUGACGGGGGGUCGCAAUACGGUGACUCUACUGAGUUAACUGAGACUGUGAGUUUUGCUCAUAGAGACAUCAAACCUGCGAAUAUCAUGGUUUCUCAGGACGGAAAUCCAGUUUUGUGCGAUCUGGGAUCGUGUGCAAGGGCGCAUGUGACGAUUAAGAACCGCGCUCAAGCGAUUACAGUUCAGGAGCUGGCUGAAGAGCAUUGUACGUUGCCUUACAGAGCUCCAGAAUUGCUGGAUGUGAAGGUGGGUGAUGAGCUCGAUGAGAGAAUUGAUAUCUGGUCUCUCGGGUGCACUCUCUACGCGUUGCUGUACGGAUACUCACCUUUUGAACGCGAGGAGCUCGAGAAUGGUGCAAAUAUUAACCUCGCAAUCAGUUCUGGUAUAUACUCCUUCCCAGCCAACCCUGCCUACUCCGAUGGCAUCAAAGACCUGAUCCGCGCAUGUCUAGAACUGGACCCACACGAAAGGCCUAGUAUAGAGACCAUUCUGUCCAAGGCUAUGAAGCUGAAUCAUAGGAUUACCGGAUAA
Molecule: messenger RNA, 1128 nt
Organism: Kuraishia capsulata CBS 1993
Lineage: Eukaryota; Fungi; Ascomycota; Pichiomycetes; Pichiales; Pichiaceae
Exons: 1
Coding region: 1-1128 (375 amino acids)
Biological process (GO): protein phosphorylation; vacuolar protein processing; regulation of vacuole fusion, non-autophagic
Cellular component (GO): Golgi apparatus; cytoplasm
Molecular function (GO): ATP binding; protein serine/threonine kinase activity
Source: RefSeq, a predicted model, not a curated record